AUGACUUCGAACAACAGUAAGACGUGCUUCGUCACCAUCGGCGCGACUGCCUCCUUCGCUGGCCUCGUCAAAGACGUGCUUUCCAAGCCAUUCUUCCAAGCUCUGGAGGCACAAGGAUACACUGAUCUGCUUGUGCAGUAUGGCCAAGAUGGUCAAGAGCUCUUCGACUCUUGCUUGACAGUUGCUAAGAAUACGGAAAGUGGGAGUGUGAUCGAUGUGACAGGCUUCGCGUUGGAUAAGCAAGGCUUGGGAAAGUACAUGGCACAGGCCAAAGGAGCCAGGACCGGAGGCCAUGAAGGAGUUGUGAUAAGCCACGCCGGCUCUGGCACGAUCCUCGACGCCCUCAGAAUAUCUGUCCCGUUGAUCGUGGUACCAAACGAAGAGCUCUUGGAUAACCACCAGGUCGAGCUUGCGGAGGCUCUAGCUGAACAGGAGUACGUCGUACAUGGCAGACUUGGGCAGCUCGCAAAGGCACUUGAUGAUGCAGAGCAGCUACGAAAGAGGUCGAGAGAGUGGCCACCACCCAACAGUGGUUACCACAGGCAGUACAAGAGCUUGAAGACGGUCAUCGAUGAUGAGAUGGGCUUCUUGGACUGA
Fulvia fulva is the source of this 597-nucleotide messenger RNA. Its product is annotated as UDP-N-acetylglucosamine transferase subunit alg13. Gene Ontology annotation, biological process: dolichol-linked oligosaccharide biosynthetic process. The record is from RefSeq and is a predicted model, not a curated record. NCBI's taxonomy places the organism in Eukaryota, Fungi, Ascomycota, Dothideomycetes, Mycosphaerellales, Mycosphaerellaceae. Gene Ontology annotation, cellular component: UDP-N-acetylglucosamine transferase complex; extrinsic component of endoplasmic reticulum membrane. Bases 1 to 597 code for a protein of 198 amino acids. Gene Ontology annotation, molecular function: hexosyltransferase activity. The transcript is spliced from 2 exons.